UCACCUCCUCCACCUGAAUCCGUUAUCUGGCUCUAUUUUUCUUGCGAUGUUCUAAUAUACAAAUGCCUGGAAAUAACAAUAUAAAAACUGAAAAAGCAUGCAGUGCCGCGACAAACACUCGCAAAAAGUCCAUCAAACUAAGUCUUGCCGAUUUCCACACGCUUCUAGAUCAAAAAACAACUCCAGAAAAUGAUCAAAAGAUGAAGCCGGCAAAUAGCGCAGCAACAUUGAAAGGUUGGCCAAGCGGCAGAGUUCGCUGCCGCGGCGUUUGUUGCGACAGAACUCCCAGUGAUCCCGAGCACCAGAAUCCGGCUACCCAGGUGACAAGGAGUCCAGGAGAAGCCAGUCUUAAGGCUAAAACAAAGGCCUUUAGCGAAACCAAAAGCUUUUUUACCAAAAACCAAGAAUCAACGCAAAACGGUCUCUCCGAGAGGUUUAAAAUAAUCUCUGUAAAUCCAAACUCUCCCAAGAGCCCACAAGGGCUCAGUGGUCUUUCAACAAUUCUGGAAAAUCAUGGAACUAAUGAAAAUCUUACUAGCCCUCCAGUUACUAUACUAAAAAGACUCAAUCAACAUGAUCGUGGUCUUUCUAAAACUAAAGUGCGAUCCUGUCCAAGGAUUCCAACGCCUCCGAAAGAUGUACCACGGGAGCUGAAGCAGGUGGAUCGCAUGACCUCGGCAGAUUUCCGGCACGACUACAGUGCCCAUUUGGAAAAUAUGCGAACCCGGCUAAAGGAACAACAGCACAUGCAUUUCUUAUCGACGGCCAUCCAGCAAAAUCAGCAUCUCUUCAAGGGCCGAAGCAUUCUGGUGCUUUGCUGCGGUCCCGGAACCCUGGCCCUCAUGGUCGCCCAGGUGGGGGCGAAAAGCGUUUACGCUGUGGACUACUCCCAGGUCACUGGCUAUACGGAGUUGGUGGUCCGAGAGAAUCGGAUGGAGCAUAUCGUCAAGGUUAUGCAUGGUCGCAUAGCCUCAAUAAGGCUGCCCGAGAAAGUCGAUGGAAUUGUAUGCAACUGGAUGGGCCAUUGUCUGCUCUUCGAAUCGGAGGUCUUAGAGGUCCUGGAGGCACGCGAUCGAUGGCUGAAGAAGGACGGUUUCAUUCUGCCCGAUCUGGGUUCGCUAUAUCUCCUGGGAUCCGAGGAAAGAAAGCUGAAAAACGAUCGCUGCAAUUGGUGGCUGAGUGUAUAUGGAUUCAACAUGAACGCCAUGCGUCAGUAUGCCCUGGCCGAGCCCCGCUAUGCCAAGACUACUGGAAAACAGAUUUUGACGCUGGCUCAUCGCAUCCUAAGCCUGGACUUGAAUAUGGUCAAAAAGGAGGAUCUUUACAUAGAUCGACCCAUAAGACUACAAGUUAAUAAACAGGGUUACGUGGAAUGCUUCGUACUCUACUUCGAUGUGGAGUUCAGCCGCUCCCACACUCCCCUCAAGAUGAGUUGCAAUCCCUGCCUAAGGCUGCCCUACAAAAAUCUUUGGCAGCAAACCGUACUCUUUUUGGAGAGCUCGUUUGUGAUGCGUCACGGUCGCCACUAUAUGGGCAACCUGAAGUUCAAGCCUUUGCGGCCGGACAGCCUCAAGGAAAUGGAAAUCCAUAUUGAGUUCUACGGAUGUGAUAACUUCGAAGACGACUGGUACGGUGGCUAUUGCGAUCGCUUGGUGGCCAAGCGGUGGCUCAUGCUGGAGCACUUUCAGACUGUCAGUGAGGUUGCCAGUUGCCAGGACGAGACAGUGGGGAGAGACCAAUAUAUUUAG
Messenger RNA from Drosophila serrata, 1748 nucleotides. RefSeq lists its product as uncharacterized. Lineage: Eukaryota; Metazoa; Arthropoda; Insecta; Diptera; Drosophilidae. The record is from RefSeq and is a predicted model, not a curated record.